UUGACGUGCAAUUUAUCGAAAACAUGUGCACACGUUGACACGGCUCGAAAUAAUUUAAAUAAUUUCACAAUGACGGACGAAGUGCGACCUGAAGUAAUAAAAAAAACGCAGGAUUUGUUGGGAAAAUAUUUUAAAAAACCACCGUUGACCGAAAAAUUGCUUCGAAAACCCCCAUUCCGUUUUCUGCACGAUAUAAUAACGGCUGUUAUUAAAGAGACAGGUUUCUUGGAAGGAUUGUUCACGGAGGAGGAAUUGAUUUCGGAUAAUAUAAAAAAUAAAGAAGCAAAGCUUGCCUUCUUGACGAAACUGAUCGAUGUUAUGAAAUUAAUUUCAAGCGCUAAUUUAACUGUUCGGGCAAGUAAAAUUAUCUCUGGUCAAGAACCGACUAAGACAAAUGAAUUGCUACAAGCUAUUGGAAAAGCUCUCGAUAAGAAAGUCAGCAGUGCGGAAGCAAUUGAGCAUUAUAAGAAGAGCUUGGAAAAGAAAACGAAAGUAGGAUCAAAAUCAAAAUCCACGAAGAAAGAGGAAGUUGCGAAGACAGCGACACAUCAGGUCUCACAAGCAAGAAAGUCAUCGGAAAGAGACAAGAUCUCAGCAGAGAGAAAGAAGAGAUCAUCUAGCACGGGGAAAGCAGCUUCGAACGAAAAAAAACGUAAUGACAAAACUGACGAACACGCAAAAAAAAAAGAAAUUAACAAAAAGGAAGAAACUUCGAAGAAUGUUGAAACAAUAGAUAUCCCACCAGCUGAGCCAGUUGAGGAUAAGAUUUCGACCUCAGGGCAAAGAAAAAAAUCGUCUUCGUCUGCUAAAUCAGAACAAAAUGCGAUUGCAAGCGAAUCAACAAAGGAGAAACACAGAAACUCUUCCAGUAAAGCGAGACACUCAGCGCAAUCGAGUGGCUCGAAGGAGAAAUUAGCAAACUUACGUUCGGAAACUGCGUCUUUUAACGACGAGGAGAAAAAUAAAUCAGCAACAGAUAAUAAAGAAACUAAGGAAAGCGGAAUAUCGGAAGAAGAGCAAGCGCGGGAAAAUAAUGUUGAGAAAAGCGAUCAGCCGGUGUCAGAAUCUCAAGCCGAAACUAGCGAAACAACCAUUUUGCAAUCAAACGCAAGACCUAAAACUUCUCUGAGACCGCCAAGCGCUCGACCUAUCAGUGCCAGACCCGCAGCUCCUAGAAUGAGAGCUAAGAUCGACAUGAUUGUCAAUGAGGAGAUACAAACUCCGGUGGGAAAUAUCAGCGUUAUUGUGGAAAAUCCUGAUUUAAAGGAUGACGACGAUGCUGAAGAUAUGGUGGUGAUGGAAGCUAAAGGGAAUAGUGGUGAUUUUUUGGAGAACGGAGAUUACAAGAUAGACAAUCAGCUGAUGCAAGAACACGGACACCUUGUGGCGCAAAUCUUGGAAACUCAAAGGGAAUUGGUUAACACCGAUAAUGUCGAUGUUCUGCCGAAAAAAGUAGAUAUUGCAUGGGAAUCAGGUUCGAAACGGGAUCGAGAAGCAGCGGCUAGGGAAAUUGACAAGCUACGCGGAACAAUACAGUCGUUAACGCGUACAACUAAUCCUUUAGGAAAAUUGUUGGAUUAUGUACAGGAAGAUGUAGAAAUGAUGCAAAAAGAAAUAUUGGACUGGAGAAGUCAGUAUCGUCAGUUGACUGAAGAACUGGAAGUGGAAGAAAGAGAAACACAAGAAAUGAUAGAGCCUAUGAAAGAGACACUAAAAGAGAUUGACAGCAAUAUAAAGAUUGAGUUGGAUAAGAUAGGUCAAGUAAAAGCGCAAAUAACGAAAAAUGAUCAAAAGCUACGGCGUUUGCUCAGUGGUAAUAUGUAACAUAUCGCUGUAUCGUGUUAGCGGAUUGUAUAGUUUUCUAGUCUUGAAAAUGAGUUAAAAAUAGAGCUAGAACUAUAGAAUUGUAAAUUAAUUCUUUUUUUUACAAAUGUACAUAUCAUAUAUAUG
Messenger RNA from Pseudomyrmex gracilis, 1950 nucleotides. It is a transcript of the gene IFT54, whose product is annotated as TRAF3-interacting protein 1. Bases 70 to 1824 code for a protein of 584 amino acids. Gene Ontology annotation, molecular function: microtubule binding. The transcript has 10 exons. NCBI's taxonomy places the organism in Eukaryota, Metazoa, Arthropoda, Insecta, Hymenoptera, Formicidae. Gene Ontology annotation, biological process: intraciliary transport; regulation of microtubule cytoskeleton organization; cilium assembly. The record is from RefSeq and is a predicted model, not a curated record. Gene Ontology annotation, cellular component: intraciliary transport particle B; axoneme; centrosome.